ACCAGGACGAUUUAUAGAUUAUAUAAAAAUAGAUUUGUCUGAAAAGGCAGACGGAAGUACAGAUAUUUAUGACACUUUGUGGCAGUAUUUUAAUAGUCCAGGAAAUAGCACUUACUUACUUGGACUUGAUUCUCCCGCGCUGUUGUUUAGAAGUUGUUCUGCAGCUUCUUCUCAGCUUGGUCGCCUCAGGUGAAGGUUCGACAUUAGACAGAAAAAGGCGGCAUUUCCACAAUAAACCCAGGUCUGUGUGUAAAUCUAGACAAAGCACUGAGUGACAAAACGAAAGAGCAAUGGGAAGUACUCAAGAAGGGAAUUCUACGGCAGUCGUGUCACAGCCAAUGCAUCAUGACGACACUGACGGAUUCCGAGAGAAAAUGAAGAGUACAUUGAAAAAAAUAAGCUGUACAUCGAGCACUCUAUCUCCAACUAGCUCAUCGUCAGAACCAUUCGAUUUUGUUGAUAUUAGAACAGCAUUGACGACAUCUGUAGCCCAGCAGAAGGCUCAGAAUGUGUCACCAUCGCUAGAAAAUGACGUGUAUUCCUUUACUCAUCUAAAGACUGGGCUAGCCAUUAUUAUUAACAACGUUCACUUCAAUGACCCUGAACAUUUCGAAACUAGAACUGGUUCAGACUUUGACGUUGCGUCAUUGCAAAACACAUUUAACAAUUUUGGAUUUGAGGUUCAAACUCAUACAGAUGUAACAGCAUCAAGAAUCACUUGGUUACUUACUCAAGCGGCCAAAGAGUAUGACCACGCUCAAGCAGAUUGUUUGGUUUGUGUAGUGCUAACUCAUGGCUAUGAGUCGUGGGUUGAUAAAGACUGCAGGAAGAGAUUCGACCUGUUGUUUGGUGUAGAUGGAAAUAGUAUAACAUCCAAAGCUGUAGUGGAACUGUUCAAUGACAUUCAUUGUCCCCAUUUAAAAGGAAAACCCCGCCUUUUCUUCUUUCAGGCUUGUAGAGGAAGUCGACUGGACGAUGGUCAAAUCAUUGAAGUUGCUUAUACACCAAGGGGAACUGGAGUUUUGAUCAACAGCGCAUCUAGCCUUCUACAAUACGGUACGACCUAUAACUCAACAGGUCCCAUCAAUGUGUCAUCAAAGAUUUCAAGAACAAAAAGUGAUUUGCCUUGGUCACAUGUUCGUAAAAUGCCCAUCGACACGGCUGUACUCUACAAGGACAGCAUUGUGAUGUACGCUACACCUCCAGGCUUCCCAUCAUGGCGUCGAGAGGGCUCCUGGUUUAUACAAUCACUCUGUCAAGUCUUAGACAGCCCACGAGUUGGAUCUGGUCAGGUUAGCCUGUUGAAUGCACUAACACAGGUAUCAGGACUUGUUGCUCGGAACUACGAGACAUAUUCUGAGGAGGAACCUUCAUUGUGUAAAAAGAAACAACAGCCAGUUAUAUACAGCUCACUUGUCAAAGAUGUCUUUUUCAAGAGAAAGACAACAGCGUUUCCUAAGAGAAUAGGGACUUUUGUUUAAAAAGAAAUUAUUGAAUUGGAUUUAGUUAAAGGAUAACGCGUAGAUCGUAAUCAUCUUUUUUUUGAAGUAACGUCUGUAUUUUAUAAGAUAAGAAGGUAGGAUAAAAAAUCCAAUAAAGUUUUCAUUGCCUGUAAA
This is a messenger RNA of Biomphalaria glabrata, 1616 nucleotides long. RefSeq names its product caspase-7-like. Bases 291 to 1481 code for a protein of 396 amino acids. The transcript is spliced from 7 exons. The record is from RefSeq and is a predicted model, not a curated record. Gene Ontology annotation, molecular function: cysteine-type endopeptidase activity. NCBI's taxonomy places the organism in Eukaryota, Metazoa, Mollusca, Gastropoda, Planorbidae. Gene Ontology annotation, biological process: proteolysis.